Lactuca sativa (garden lettuce) is the source of this 1992-nucleotide messenger RNA. RefSeq names its product glucan endo-1,3-beta-glucosidase 13. The record is from RefSeq and is a predicted model, not a curated record. Gene Ontology annotation, biological process: carbohydrate metabolic process. Lineage: Eukaryota; Viridiplantae; Streptophyta; Magnoliopsida; Asterales; Asteraceae. Gene Ontology annotation, molecular function: hydrolase activity, hydrolyzing O-glycosyl compounds.
CAUUUGAAGUCCGAUUCUUGAUUUUAUCUCACCAAAAAAAGAACUUGUAAUCUAUCGUUCGCUCGUACUGUUUGCUGACACAAAUACACCAACACACUCAUCCCUGGUACUUUCACUUCCUCUGUUUUGUCACCAUUAUCGUCUAUCGAGCUCCGAAAAGCUUCAAACCCAGUGCGUAUCUGUGUGUGAGAGAGAAAUAUAGACGUUACAACGUCUCAAUAGAGGUUAAAUUUAUGUAUUUGUAGAGACUACAGUUCAAACUUCAAAGGGUUUCGGUUUUCAAGCGAGUGAGAGAGCAGUGACAUCGAUAUCUGGGUGUAGAAUGGUAAGAGGGUUUAGAUUGAUCUUCGCGACUUCUCUGCUUCUCAUGCUUCUGGGAAUCUGCAAUGGAAGCAAAAUUGGGAUUUGCUAUGGAAGAAACGCCGACGAUCUCCCGACACCGGAUAAAGCCGUAGAACUCAUCAAAAACCAAAACAUCAAUUCCGUCAGAAUCUACGAUUCCAACAUUCAAGUCCUCAAAGCCUUCGCCAACACCGGAAUCGAUCUCAUGAUCGGAAUCCCCAAUUCCGACCUUCUCCCCUUCUCCCAAUUCCAAUCCAACGCCGACACCUGGCUAAAAAACAACAUCCUCCCAUACUACCCCGCCACCAAAAUCACUUACAUAACCGUCGGCGCCGAAGUCACCGAAGCCCCAAACAACGUCUCCGCCAUGGUCGUCCCCGCCAUGACAAACGUCUACACCGCCCUCCGGAAAGCCGGCUUACACCGCAAAAUCAAAGUCUCCACCACUCAUUCCCUCGGCGUUUUAUCCCGAUCCUACCCUCCAUCCGCCGGCGCAUUCAACAGCAAACACGCAGGUUUCCUAAAACCAUUACUCGAAUUUCUCGCAGAAAAGCAAUCGCCUUUUUUAGUCAACACUUAUCCAUACUACGCAUACCAAGAUUCCUCCAACAACGUGUCAUUAGACUACGCCCUUUUCGAAUCAUCCUCCGAAAUCAUCGACCCAAACACCGGUUUACUCUACACAAACAUGUUCGACGCCCAAAUCGAUUCAAUUUACUUCGCGUUGACCGGUCUAAACUUCAAAACAAUCAAAAUCACAGUAACCGAAACCGGUUGGCCUUCAAAAGGCUCCCCAAAAGAAACCGCCGCCACACCAGAAAACGCACAAACAUACAACACAAAUCUGAUCCGCCACGUCAUCAACAACACGGGUACGCCAGCUAAGCCAGGGGAGGCGGUUGAUGUGUAUGUGUUUUCAUUGUUUAAUGAAAACCGGAAACCAGGGUUGGAAUCGGAACGGAAUUGGGGAUUGUAUUAUCCGGAUCAAACAAGUGUUUAUAAUGUCGAUUUUACGGGGAGGGGUAGUGUGGAUGUGAAUACGGGUGGGAAUUUUACAAGUGGGAAUGGAAAUGGGAAUGGGAAUGGGAGUUUUUGGUGUGUGGCUUCGAGUAACGCGAGUGAGAAGGAAUUGAGGGAUGGAUUGGAUUGGGCGUGUGGGUCCGGGAAUGUGGAUUGCUCUCCGAUUCAACCGAGUCAACCGUGUUUUCAACCGGAUAGUUUAGUGUCACACGCGUCUUAUGCUUUUAAUACUUAUUAUCAACAAAACGGGGCUACGGACAUUGCAUGUAGCUUUGGAGGAACGGGUGUCAAAACCAACAAGAAUCCAAGUUACGACAGUUGCUUGUACAUGACAGCCGGGGGUAAGAAAACGGCUGCAAGUAAUGUGACCGCAAAUGCGACUUCAUGGGGGCAAAAAGGGUAUUCGGUUCCUAGUCCUUAUUAUUAUUAUUGUCUACUUGUAAUCCUUUUUGUGUUGACCAAAUUAAGUGAUGUCUAAAUAGACAUUGUGUUUGUGGUAUGUAUUGAGGAGAUUCCCUAGUUUUGUAUGAUAAGGGGGUAGUAGAGGUAGUGUGGUGUAUGGUUAAGUUAACCAAAUGUUGUAAACAUGUACUACUAUCAAAUGUAUCAAUGUCCAUUUUGCCACGCCAA